Molecule: messenger RNA, 1857 nt
Organism: Peronospora belbahrii
Lineage: Eukaryota; Oomycota; Peronosporomycetes; Peronosporales; Peronosporaceae
Source: the annotation of a GenBank genome assembly
AUGGCGCACGUCUUUGGUGAUAAUGAGAAGGAAUCGGAUUUUGGCUACGUGUACAAGGUCUCAGGUCCCUUGGUUAUAGCUGAAAAUAUGCAUGGGGCUGCAAUGUAUGAGCUGGUCCGUGUGGGUCAUGAUAAACUCGUGGGCGAGAUCAUUAAGCUCGAGAAUACCAAUGCUUCGAUUCAAGUAUACGAGGAUACGUCUGGCUUAACUGUGGGUGAUCCUGUGGAGCGUCGCAAACAGCCACUGUCUGUAGAGCUUGGACCUGGUAUCGUGGACAACAUCUUUGACGGUAUUCAACGUCCUCUGCACUCGAUCAGUGAAUUAACCAAAGACGUGUAUAUUCCUCGUGGUGUGGAUAUACCUUCACUGAAUGCUGAUAAGAUGUGGCGUUACAAACCUGUUAAUUUCCGUGAGGGAGAUCCGAUUUCAGGCGGAGACAUUUUUGGCCUUGUCCAUGAAAAUGAUAUCUUGCAUUCUCAUAAGAUCAUGUGUCCACCCAAUGUCUUUGGUACAGUGGUCAAGAUUUAUGGUGCUGAUACAGACAAUAAUGAGCAAUUUACGCUGAAGGAUACGGUGCUUGAAGUGCGGAAUGAUACCACUGGCGUCACGCACAAGCUAGGACUUGCGCACAUGUGGCCGGUGCGUAAACCACGUCCAGUAGUGGAAAAGCUGGCAGGCAAUGUCGCACUGACAACGGGUCAGCGUAUCAUUGAUGCUUUGUUCCCGUCUGUACUGGGUGGAACUUGUGCUGUGCCCGGUGCUUUUGGCUGUGGCAAGACGGUUAUUUCGCAAGCCCUGUCGAAGCACUCGAACUCCGAUGCAAUUGUGUACGUGGGUUGCGGUGAGCGUGGUAACGAGAUGGCUGAAGUAUUGAACGAAUUUCCCGAGCUAACAAUGACUGUCAACGACCGUGAGGUGCCGAUUAUGAAGCGUACGACGCUGGUGGCUAACACGUCGAAUAUGCCUGUGGCUGCCCGUGAGGCUUCGAUCUACACUGGUAUCACGCUGGCCGAGUACUUCCGUGAUCAGGGGAUGAAUGUAUCGAUGAUGGCUGACUCUACGAGUCGUUGGGCUGAGGCUCUGCGUGAAAUAUCGGGUCGUCUGGGUGAAAUGCCUGCUGAUAGCGGUUACCCGGCCUAUUUGGGUGCUCGUCUGGCUGCUUUCUACGAGCGUGCUGGUCGAGUGGCAUGUCUGGGUAGUCCAAAGCGUGAGGGUAGCGUUACUGUCGUGGGUGCCGUAUCGCCCCCUGGUGGUGACUUUUCUGACCCUGUAACGGCAGCUACUCUAAGUAUCGUGCAAGUCUUUUGGGGUCUGGACAAGAAGCUCGCUCAGCGUAAGCAUUUCCCGUCCGUAAACUGGCUGAUCAGUUAUACAAAGUACAUGCGCGUGUUAGAGCCAUUCUUUAACAAGAUUGACCCGGAAUACUCAAUGCUGCGUACAAAGUGCCAAGAAAUUUUGCAAAAGGAAGAUAAUUUGACUGAAAUCGUCCAGCUUGUUGGGAAAGAGUCGCUAUCUGAGGAUCAAAAGGUGAUUAUGGAAGUGGCCAAGAUUAUCCGUGAGGAUUUUCUCCAGCAGAAUGCUUUCUCGGACUAUGACUUUACGUGCCCUUUGGUCAAGAGUGUGGGAAUGCUACGAUCGAUCAUCCUGUUUUACAAUCUAAGUCAAAAGGUCAUUGCUGACUCUCCACCCGAUGCAAAGGUGACAUGGGCACAGAUCAAGACGUCCAUGAAUCCAGUACUGCAAAAGAUUAUUCAGGCCAAGUUUCAAUUGCCCAAGCAGCCAGAAGCUGACCUCAAGGCGUUUUUUCGUGGAUUGGACGAAGACGUGGAACAGGCUUUUCAGACGUUGUCGGACUAA